AUGACGGAAAAUCCGUUCGCUCUGUUCAAGAAGCCGAAAGCGGACCCCAAGAUCUUCCACGAUGACGUUGUCAGGCUCUUCAAGAUUACGCUGAAUAUGGAAGAAGAAAUUCUUCCGGCAGUGCUGCUCCCAAACAUGGUUGGCGAGGAGACGUUCUUCAGCGCUUUGAAUCUGGAGGAAGCUAUUUUACAACGCGCUGAUUUGGAAGGUCCGGGAGAUUACCUCCUCGGUGGGAGUGGAACACCUAGAUCGGGAGACAGCUGGAUGCUAAAGAUGGUUGCCGUUAUUUAUUCGACCUCGUCGCCUAUCAAAUUCGCCGCCGAGAGGGCUUUUGGCUCCGCACUUGGGAAACGCAUGUCUACUCGUCGAAUGCUAGCCGUCGCCAUUUACAACGCCGCGACAAGCUCCACCCCUGUCGAUUCAGGUGUCUCCAACGAGGCAGCUUGCUGGGCAAUCAACGCAGCCGCGGCUUAUGGACCAGCCAUUGGGCUGAGAUUCAUUUGCUCGAGCUUCUCCGUUUCCAUUUCCCAAACGAGCUUGACCGACACUUCCAUGGUUUUGUUCAAAGCGUCGGAGAUCUUUUCGUCCGUCUACUCGAUGCGUUGCCUAGUCCAGUUCUCCCUCGCCGAGUCGAAGCUUUGCCCUUUUCGCCACAUCUUCUCGAAGAAUCCCUUCCCAGACGCAUUUCAAGUCAACCCUAAUCUCUACCCCUUCUUCAAGGACUUUGACAAGAGUUACAAGACCCGCAACGGGUUGGAGGAAGAAAUUGGAAUUAUCCGCCACACGAUGAGCUUGUACACUCAGAAUUUGCACCGAAUGAUGAAGGUGGCUCUUCAAGACGAUUUGAGCAGAUCGGGCUUGUUGAAAAUCCUCUUCAACAUCCUCAACGACAACAAGGAAGAAGGCAACACGGCUUCAACGAUUCGUGAUCCCAUGGGCAAACUGUCGAUCAAGUUCGCCCAGAGUUUGUCGAUCACGUCACUGCUUCUCCAAGCUGUGAAGGGAUUCAUCAAGAAGCCACUUUCCGAACUAAAUAUUCAGUCGGACUGGUGUUUCGCGGAUCGACUGCGAUUCGAUCUUUUUACGCGUCAGAGCACUCUUCAGCCUGUUGAAUCACGCGAGCUGUCAAAUCAAGCACCGAACUUGGACGAGAGCAUCUUUGAUGAAAAAGCUGCCAGCUACGGAACACUUUUUUGGCUGCUCCAUUUGUCCAUGCGGCAAAGCCUUCAUCCCGUCAUCUCCCAGUUCAACUACCAAAUGCAGCACAUGAUGCGGCAGCUCCAAAACCGCCUGAUUGAGGCUGAGCGCGACGGAAACAAUCGAGAAGCGCAAAUGGCCAAGUUACAGUUACACUACUUAAACAAUAAGAUUUACACGCUUAACGCGAUUCUGAUGGAAAGCAACUUCAAAUUUGCCUGCUUCUCAUUCUUCCGCUUGACGAUGAAAUUCCUUAUCAACGUGGCUAACGAAACGCCGGAGAGCCUGAUGAGCAUUCCCGAAUUCGUUCUUGAAAAUAUCAACGAUGUGAUGGGACAAUUGAGCCGUUUCGAAAAGGACUUUCUCGCCGACGCCGUGGACGAGGAUUUCUUGCACACUGCCUAUACUUAUAUCGUUUUGUACAUGAAAGGACCCACCUAUGCCUUCAACCCGCAUCUACGAAAAGACCUCGGCCCUCUUUUAACCAUCUGCACUCCUUUUGACCGGCGGCGCGAAGGAGACGGCUCCCAUGCCGGAUCCGUCCUAACCAUGGUCGGCCAGCUGCGACACUCGGCGAUCAAGAACUUCGAAGACAAAUACGGACUCGCCAAAGCCGUCAUUGGCGUUUUCUGCGACUGUGAACUUGUCACCGACGAUGAAGGCUUUGAUUCGAAGUUUACUUUCCGAAUGCCGUUUUAUACUGUUUUGGAUGGGCUUUGGAAAAUGGAAGAGUACAGGAAGGAAAUUGUGAAGCUGUCGGAAGAGGCGCUGGAUGAUAUGAGCAAGCAGCCGCUGUUUUUGAGAUUCAUAAGUUUGCUGAUCGAUGAUACGAAUUCGAUGAUGGGCAAAAGCAUGGAAACAUUUCAAGAAAUCAGAACAUUGGAGCUAAAAGAAGACCGAACAGAUGAAGACAAGGAUCGACUAGAAAAGCUCUACCGACAAGCUUACAGUUACGUCGGUUUAUCCCAAGAGACGCUGAAUCUCUUUGGCCUCCUUUCCGAGGGUUGCCAGCCGCUCUUUGCCGAUCCGACUCUCGUCUCGCGAAUCGCUGAAAUGGCGAAUUUCUUCAUGAACAUGCUCGUCGGAAAGAAACGAAAAAUGCUCAAGGUGAAGGAUCCGAAGAAGAUCAAUUUCCGACCGAUUGAUAUGGUCAAGAGUCUAGCGCUUUUGUACGUCAACAUGGCGGAUUUUGAAAACUGGAACAAGGCAGUUUGCGCGGAUGAACGAGCUUUUUCGAUGGGAAUGAUUGAAGAAGGCGCAAAAAUUCUCCUCAACAGUAGUUUACCAAGCGCACAAACAGUUGGGGCAAAAUUCAAAGAGUUAAUUCUCAUCCUGCAAGACUACAUCGAGGAGGAAAUCGACUUCGAGGAGGAGCCGCCAGACGAGUUCUGUGAUCCAAUCAUGGGCUCGCUCAUGGAGGACCCCGUCGAGUUGCCCAAGUCCGGCGCAAUUCUUUGUCGAAAUACAAUCGCCAGACAGUUGCUCGUGACGCCGAUUGAUCCUUUCAACCGACAGCCUUUGACACUCGAAGAAGUGAUUCCGCGGCCAGACCUGAAGGAACAGAUAAAAAAGUGGAAGAGAGAGCAGCGAGAAAAGUAUUCGAAGUCGCUAUCAGAAAGAUCAGUGACGAAGUCGGAAGAGUUGGAACACGCUCCAAUGGAUUGA
This is a messenger RNA of Oikopleura dioica, 2862 nucleotides long. The record is from the annotation of a GenBank genome assembly. Lineage: Eukaryota; Metazoa; Chordata; Appendicularia; Copelata; Oikopleuridae.